AUGGAAGACAUAUUAGGCAACUUAACUUAUGCUGACUACAUUGGUAUACUGCCUGAGAGUCCAGACUAUUUGGUGCCUACAAUUCAGCCAACCCAGAUUGUAGCUCUGGUCUUCUAUGGCCUUGUGGUUCUGUUGGGUGUCCCUGGAAAUGCCCUGGUGGUGUGGGUGACUGGGUUUUGCAUGCCCAGGUCUGUCACCUCUAUCUGGUUCCUCAACCUUGCCUUGGCUGAUCUUCUGUGCUGCCUGUCCCUCCCUCUGCUCAUGGUCCCUCUGGCCCAUGAUGACCACUGGCACUUUGGCACACUGGCCUGCACAUUGGUUAAAGGUGUCUUUUACCUGGUGAUGUACUGCAGCAUCUUGCAGCUGGUUUUGAUCAGUCUGGAUCGCUGGAUGCUGGUCAGCAGACAUGUGUGGUGCCAGAACAACAGGCGACCUAAACUGGCUGGCUGCCUGUGUGCUGCUGUCUGGUGCCUGGCCCUGAUAGGCAGCAUCCCCCAGUUUGUCUACACUAAGGAGAUCACAGCAGGUGAGCACAAGCGAGAGUGCGUGAAGGUGUACACCAUAGUCAGUGCCUGGCUCGUCACGUCCUUCCGCUUCCUGAUGGGAUUCUUCCUCCCUUUCCUGGUGAUUGUGGUCUCUCACUGUGUGGUGUAUAGAAGAGCAGAGAGUGGACUAUCACGUGGUCGAACCUGUUCCAAGCGCACACUGAGGGUCAUCAUCGCUGUGGUACUGAGUUUCUUCCUCUGCUGGCUCCCACUGCACAUUGUGGACUUCCUCUUAUUGGUUACCCCUCGAAGGUCCAUUCACAGCCCAAAUCUGUACCUGGCACAAGUGUUAGCGCUCUGCCUGGCAUAUAUCAACAGCUGCAUCAACCCACUCCUCUAUGUGUGUCUUGGCCGAAGCUUCAAGGACAGCAUGACACGCUCCCUGCGCAACAUGCUCAACUUCAUCAGCGAGGAUCCUACAAACAAGAUGAGCGUUGUCACUGCUGACACCAAGAGCAUGAGCAAUGGAAAGGAGAUGACUCAAAUCUGA
Molecule: messenger RNA, 1035 nt
Organism: Scomber japonicus (chub mackerel)
Lineage: Eukaryota; Metazoa; Chordata; Actinopteri; Scombriformes; Scombridae
Product: C5a anaphylatoxin chemotactic receptor 1-like
Exons: 1
Coding region: 1-1035 (344 amino acids)
Biological process (GO): chemotaxis; complement receptor mediated signaling pathway; positive regulation of cytosolic calcium ion concentration
Cellular component (GO): plasma membrane
Molecular function (GO): G protein-coupled receptor activity; complement receptor activity
Source: RefSeq, a predicted model, not a curated record